This is a messenger RNA of Durio zibethinus, 1812 nucleotides long. Its product is annotated as bidirectional sugar transporter SWEET17-like. Gene Ontology annotation, molecular function: sugar transmembrane transporter activity. The record is from RefSeq and is a predicted model, not a curated record. Gene Ontology annotation, biological process: carbohydrate transport. Gene Ontology annotation, cellular component: membrane. Lineage: Eukaryota; Viridiplantae; Streptophyta; Magnoliopsida; Malvales; Malvaceae.
UUUUACCGAACUUAGUAUCAAAAGAAAAACAAACUCUCUUACAACUUGAACUAACAUUCGUUGUCUUGUUAGAAACUUUGAACUCUUGCUAUCAUACAAAAAGAUAAAUCUGAACUACUGGUUCAACGAAUAUCAGCAGCUUAAGGAUCACAUCAAAUAUUCCCCAAGCUUUGUUUUACCUGUCUUCUUCUGAUAUUGACCAAAAACCAAAAACCAUCAAUAUCAAUUUAGGUAUCCAUUCCCCUAACACCAAAAAAUCUUGUUAAAAGUUCUAACAACAGUUAGGGGCGGUUCGGCCACGGCUUUGUGAGAAUAUCGGCAGUUUGUUAAUUUUUGGCCUAGCUAGGCACCCCUUUACCAUUCUUUGAUAUCCAAUCUUUACAACAAUCCACACCUAAAAGGUUGUUUUUCACCAUCGAAGUAGGUACAGAAACUCCCCAUUUGAUUUUUCUCUUUGAAAUGAACUUACAUUCAAAGGGAAAUGACCAAAUCAUGUUACCUAGUAGGUUGUCCACAUUGGUCUCGUCAGCAAAAGUACAAAACAUAAAGGGUCUUGGGACCAAAACGUGUCAUAGAACUAUGGAUUGAUGUUGAAUAUUAUAUGUUGCAGAGAAUUUAUACCCACCUUGAUUCACCUACCGGACAACACAAAUAUCCCAAAUCUCUGAACUGAUCCCUAUUUAUUCAACUGCUGCUUCUCACUUGCUUCAUUCCUUCAAUUGCCUCUGCUUCAAUGGCUAGCUUGAGCUUCAUCAUUGGCAUUAUUGGUAAUGUAAUUUCAAUAUUGUUUUUUGCUUCUCCCAUAGGAACCUUUUGGGGGGUGAUAAAGAAGAAAUCAACUGGGAAUUACAAAGCAGUUCCUUACAUAACAACCCUUUUGUGCACUAGCUUGUGGACUUUCUAUGGAAUUGUCAAUCCAGAUGGUUUGCUUGUGAUGACAGUAAAUGGAGCUGGUGCCAUCUUUCAGCUCAUCUAUGUAACACUCUUCCUUAUAUAUGCUUCCAAAGAUAAGAAGGUUAAGACAGCAAAGUUGGUGGCUGUGUUGGAUGUUGGUUUUCUUGGAGCAGUAAUCGCGGCUACUCUUCUGGCAAUUCAUGGAAAAAUGCGACUCACCUUUGUUGGAAUUAUAUGUGCUGGUUUAACCAUAGGCAUGUAUGCAUCACCCCUAUCAGCCAUGAGGACAGUGAUAAAGACCAAGAGUGUGGAGUACAUGCCGUUUUUACUCUCGUUUUUCUUGUUCCUCAAUGCUGGUGUUUGGUCUGCUUAUGCAAUGCUUGUGAAAGAUAUCUAUAUAGCAGUACCAAAUGCAAUUGGUUUUGUCUUGGGGUCAGCUCAGUUGAUCCUCUAUGUUAUAUACAAGAACAAUUCUGUUUCAGCAAAAUCAACCAAGGCCACGGAAGAAGAAGGCUCAGCUCACCUGGUGAAAGGAGGCAUCAAGAUGCAUUCACUUGACGACGAUCUAAAGAAUCGAAGUCUAAACAAGGGCAAAAGUCUCCCAAAACCACACGUUAAUCGACAAUACAGCUUUCAGAAGAUCGUCAAGACACUUUCUUUGACUCCAUAUGAAUUGAAAUCCAGUUGGCCUCUUGAUAGAGAUCUUGAGGAUGGACACAUUAAUCACCCCUGAUUUUCAAGGUUCUGCCACUUUUUCUUUUCAUUACGCUCACUUUUUCGUUGUAAACCUAUAACUAUAAAUGAAUAAGACCAAGACAGCUACCAAUGAAACAUAAACGAAUGGUUUUUCCCCCUCGACAAAGCAAAUCCCAAAGCAACGAGAGGAGCACAUGAAGACAUAUACUUGUGUUAAGAAUG